ACCCCCCUCCAGUCCUUUGCCUUCAUGACAUGACGAUCGUCGACGGAAACAGCGAGAACGAUCUUAUUCGCUUGCUCAACACCAUCCAAGAACUUUCUGAGCAGCUUACACAGAACCGCUCCAUAUCAAUUUCACUGCAUGCAUCAGCUGGUGCUGUAAAGACUCAAGCAGCACAUACACAGACGGGUUUUAUCCUCCGCAGGUUCAACCUCGACAAGGUCCAAGAUGUGUACGACGCAGAACUAGAGCGUAUGAAUGCCUCUCUUGCAGCUGAGAAUCAGACGCUGCAGCACGACAACAAACAGCUUGGUGCGCUCAUUCGAGAGUACGAGCAGACACUGGAAAGCGUUAUGAGUGCAUUCCGCACAAGAGCUCGUGACGUUCAAGAGCACGAGCUCGCUCUCAUUCGUGAGUACGAAUCGAAGCUUAUUGCCAGGGAGUCGGAGGACCUUCUCCGGGCGCUGUCGGGUAGCACCGCCCAAUCCGCGGCCCUCGGGCGGAUAUCAAACACGCUGCGUCACCUCAUGCGCGUACUCAACGGGGAAGAUGCCGAAGUUGCUGAUACUCCUUCGCCUGAGGCAAGGCAAGGUGAUGCGGAAGAGUUUGAUUUCGAAGAAAAGAAGGACUGGUCUCUCGAGAGGGACUGUGAGCUCGCACGCUUGGAACGGGAGAACGCUGUAUUGCGGAGAAUGCUGGGGAUGGAGGUACAGGAGAUAGAAGCUGAUGUUAAAUGGAACGUUCCAGAUUAUGCAGUAGACAGCUCGCGCCUACUUGGAUCGCGUCCUGGAUCAAGCAAGCAUCCUUCCCAGCCUCUGCAACUACAAAAGAAAAUACUGGGUGGGGCACCAGGCACAGUGGGACCAUACGGAACGUACAAGAAGGGCAAAUCAGGCUAAACAGAUUUCUAUCCAUUUUCAUCAUUUCAUUACUUGUGGACUUUGUGCAUUGAUACCAUGAUUCGACGGCAGGAUACUCGCAAUACUUCUAUGCGUUCGUACGCAAGAUCUAUGACGAGCUAGAUGAGUAAAUCUACGAGCAGACAACACGAACACGAACAGUUCAUCGGUACAAACGAUUAGCGAGUUUCGUGCAGCCCCCUCAUAGUUCCGAUAGCAAGAGAUUUUGUUAGACCCUGAGAAAUGCCCCCUCUUCACCAGCCAAACUUGGCCCAAGUAUCACAUCAUGACAUCUAUCAGAACUAAUCUCGGUGUGCUGUUAUUUGGCCUU
Messenger RNA from Suillus paluster, 1227 nucleotides. RefSeq lists its product as uncharacterized. The coding region runs from base 30 to 896 and encodes 288 amino acids. Lineage: Eukaryota; Fungi; Basidiomycota; Agaricomycetes; Boletales; Suillaceae. The record is from RefSeq and is a predicted model, not a curated record. The transcript has 6 exons.